Messenger RNA from Adineta steineri, 1077 nucleotides. Lineage: Eukaryota; Metazoa; Rotifera; Eurotatoria; Adinetida; Adinetidae. The record is from the annotation of a GenBank genome assembly.
AUGGAACAAUCAAGAAAAUUUACAAAACUUUUACGUAUCCUUCAAUUUCGUAAACAUGUUAAAGAACUUACAAGUGCUUGUAAACGUAUCAAUAAAGAAAAAUAUCAUGACUUUCAUACAGUUAAACAAGAAACAAUACCAACAGAAAAAAAAUUCAAUAAAUAUCUUUCAAAAAAAGAACGAAAUAAAAGUUUAUCUCAUCUAUCAAUUCAAAAGGAAUGUAUGCUCAUAGAUGAUGAUGAUAAUGAACAACCGUUAGAAAAUAUGAAUAGUUGUAAACAUCUGUCUCGUGCAACGCCUUCAUCACCCGCCAAUCUGUCAAUGAUUAUUUCACAAUCAUAUAAACCUUUACAUGCAAAAUCGAUGCAAUACAAUAAGAAUACAAUUGCCGUAACGAAAGAUACAACUGUCAAAGCACUUUAUAAAAUAUCUAAUUGGGUAUUUAUUGAAAUACCUGAAACUGGUGAAACUGGUUUUAUACCUAUUUAUUGUCUUCAAUUAUCUGAAUCAUCAUUUGAAUCACCAUCACAAAAUAAUAUUAGUUUAUUUAAUGUCAGUAUUUAUGAUAAACCACGUUAUUCACGUGUAUCGAUUACGAAUAAAUCUUCUGAUAAUAUAUCGACACCACCACCACCUGGUCGUUUUAUUUCAUCAAUUGGGCCAUGUCAAAUGAAUAAUGAAUUACAAAUAUCAACAUGUCCACGUUUAAAUAAAACUCGAACAUAUACUCGUCAACAAUUUCAAGAUGAAUCUGUUUUAUCACGACAAAUUUCAAAUGUAUCACUUCAUCCAUAUGAUCAAAAUGCUUAUGAAACAUUAAAUUUAACUUCAUGUAAAAGUUCAUCAGUCAAUGUUCUAGAUAAACAACCACUCAUAUGUCGUUCAAAUCCUCGUUUACGUGUUAUUGAGAAUUAUCAACGACAAUUUGUUGGUGAUAUUAGUGUAUUAGAAUCUGAAGUAGUUACACCUGUUGAUACAAUUGAAUCAAUUGGUGACUGGAUGUUAAUAAGACGUGGUGAUGGAAAACAAGGCUAUAUACCAGAACAUAUUGUUACAUUAGAUGAAAAUCUUACAUGA